Pygoscelis adeliae (Adelie penguin) is the source of this 3008-nucleotide messenger RNA. It is a transcript of the gene SNN, whose product is annotated as stannin. The transcript is spliced from 2 exons. Lineage: Eukaryota; Metazoa; Chordata; Aves; Sphenisciformes; Spheniscidae. Gene Ontology annotation, cellular component: mitochondrial outer membrane. The coding region runs from base 293 to 556 and encodes 87 amino acids. The record is from RefSeq and is a predicted model, not a curated record.
UUAGAUGUUGUUAUGUAACUCUGGAAAGCCAAGAGCAAAAGAGAUUCGGGAUGCAGAGCAUCUAGAGACCAAUGUAAUCCCUCUCCACAGGGGAGGAGCAAGGAAGACAACUUGCCAGAAGAUCCAAAACCGAUGUGACCUUUACUUUCCUAAUAAGGUGAUUCUGAAAUUCUGAGUAGAGGACUCCUAGCCUGAGCUGUUGAGCUACUUGGUACAGGAGCCUGAAGAUGCAGCAAGCCUGAUAGUGAGGACCAAAGAAACUCCUUAAAGAAGUCAAUCUGAAAUAUUGACAAUGUCUAUUAUGGAUCACAGCCCCACCACUGGAGUGGUGACUGUUAUUGUUAUUUUGAUUGCUAUUGCGGCUCUUGGUGCCUUGAUACUGGGCUGCUGGUGUUACCUGCGUCUGCAGAGGAUCAGUCAGUCUGAAGAUGAGGAAAGCAUUGUGGGUGAAGGAGAAACCAAAGAGCCUUUUCUUCUGGUGCAGUACUCUGCUAAAGGACCUUGUGUAGAGAGGAAAGCUAAGCUAACUCCAAAUGGCACAGAAGUACAUAGCUAACUUGGAGCAACAUGUGUAUAUGGACUAUGCUUAUGAUGUGUGUAACCAGCAGAAUAUAUUGUGAAGAACCUGGUCACAUACACACUACUCAUCAGAAAACACCCUGAUGAGGAUUAAAUAAGCUUUGUUUGGAACUGCAUGCACUGAGAAGCUGCACUUUGCAUCAACUGUGUAUCCUAAUUCGUCUAUGACAGGAGCUGACUCACCUGGCAUAACGUCCAUUGCCGGCAAUGGACCCAGGAAUAUACUGGUGUGAAGAGACUACUAGUGUUUUUUGUUACUUGAAUGUUUAGCUGAGCCUAUUUUGAUGGAGCUACUACUGUAAUGUGAACUACUUUACAACUGUGAACUGUAAAUAGGCUGCCAGAAGCUUUUUGCUUUGUGUUCCACAGCACAUGGGAAUAGUAUGAUGCAACUGUAAAUAACACACAAGGGGACUCCUGAAUCACAACUAUAGAUGGGAUUCCAGACCUUCAAAACCAAAUCAGCAGUUAAAGCUUGCUUCUGCUACAAACUUGAGCGCACAGCCAUAAAGUCAGAACUCCUACUCUUAACAGCUUAUUGGACUGAUGCAGAAUACUUUCUUUGAAAAGAAGGUAUAAGCCUUCAGUAACAUGUUGAGGGAGGAAACACAGGAGCUGCAAGAAAGGAAAUUAUUUUCUUUAGUUGCAGCUAGGUAGGUUAAGCUUUUGGCUGCUAGAACUUAGUUCUCUAACUAUGUAGCUACUGCAAGGAAACUGCCAUCUUGAUGGAUUCCAGCCUGGGAACUAAUGAUGGAUACUAAACCCUCAGGGAUGGUCCAGAAGGUUUCCAGGAGUCUGAAAUGGCAGUAGAGCAGGCUUUUCUGCAUGCUGAAACUGCAGAAGUGAUUACUUAUUAAAACUGGCGUAAGUGCAACUAGUAUGAAUUUUUCCUAGAACCCCUGUUUGUGUACUUAGCAGUUAGGGUAUAUGUUAACAGCCUGUUGUAAAAAGGCAUUUUAGUCUACAACCAGUCAAGUAUAGAAUUCAGUUACUCUAUCUUGUAGAUAACUCUCUUGAUUUAACUGUACUACUACAAGAUAAACUUCAGUCUUUCCUACAAAAACAAAUGUUGAUUAUGGGGAAGCAAGAUUGCUGAUCAGUUUGUUAAAGGUUUUUAACUAGCAAUGGUGAAGUCCUUCCAAAUAAGGACAUCCCUUCCCUUUCCUGCCCUGUAGUUCAGCCAUAGGAACUGUAAAAAGAUGUGUUAAAUGGUGAGUUCUGGACCCCAAAGGUUUGGGAGGGAAGAGGGGGGCAACACUGAGCCACCAAUGGCAGCUUACAUAUUCUAAAUCCCAAAUCCCUUAGGGUGGGCACAUAUGCUUUGAGGCCACUGACCUGUUUUCUAUUACUUUAUACAUAGCUUCCUUUGCUUACUGAAAUUUUUAAAUGCUUAAUUGCCUAGGAGAAAAAAAAAUCUACUGUAAAUCUGUUCCCUGAGAUAAGUUACAAAUAAUGAAGUCUAAGUUCUUCAGCUCUACAGGAAGCAUUAGACUUGCUUCUUGUGCCUGUACAUAUGGAAUGACUAAGUAACAUAGGCCUAGCAACCUUGCUUGAGAAUUACAACUAUAUGCAAGACAACACUGGCCUGGACAAAAAGUCUUGUCCCUUUCUUCUACAGCAAGAGGUUGACUUGCAUUUUUAGUGCUACAUUUGCCUAUUUUUUUUUUUAAUUGAAGGCUAUAGUUUGAAGCAAAACUAAUGCUGUCAGUAGCAGAAAGCUCCUGGUGUUGCCUCUUGAGUACAAUAUGGGGUACAGCUGAUAGAGGGCUGUUCUUGCCCUGGCAUGUGCUUUUUUAAAGAUAGCAGUCUCAUGAGACUUGCACAUAUAGCCAGACCUGUACACUUAAACUGCUGUAUUCUAGACCUCUUACAAAUCAAGGAGAAAAGGAUUAAUUCAUUAAGACUUUCUUUAGUUCACACAUGGCUCUUGCAGGUUUCAAGACAGUCAGAUAACUGGUAUACAAAAGUGAUGCAAAGUGCUGAAGUUCUAGAACAGAAUAGUUGUAGCAAGAUGACUUUGUCCAUUCAAGUUUACUGAUUACACAGAUGAAGGAUCUCUAUUUUAAUUCAGCAAAGAGAAUGCAGUGUAAAGGGCAAACUUCAGAACUUAUGGAAAAGUAUAAAUCAAAGGUCUAAUUUCUCUUCUAGCAGCUGUAAGAAAGCCAGUGAAAAAUAACUGGUCCUUAGUCAGAGGUGCUUCACACUGCUGCCCCUAAAAAUCAGCCUCUUCAAAUGAAUAGGUGUUUGCAAGUUAGUACAAUAGUAAAGUGCAGAAAGUGUUUUCCAUUCUCUUCUUCUCUUUAGAUGUGGGUAUCUAAUAAGUUUUUCAAGUAUACAAAAAUACUCCAUUUGAUUUUUCUUUUUCUAGAUCGUGUGGGGGAAGUAGUCUUUACUUACAAUGAAUUUCAAUAAAAUUUGCAUAAAUACCU